AUGCUUCUUCGGGUUGCUGUUAUCUCCACUGUUCUGUUGGUCGCUAAAGCUCAAUGGCCUCGAUGGGGUUAGUAAAACCAAAAUUUAGAAAUUGGGAUUUUAGAGGAGAGGACAUUGGACUGUUCUAAUGUGGCCAAGUCCCAGCAAUGCACACUCGUCGCCCCCAAUGCGAAGGUGCCUCGAGAUCCGGCCAAAUAUAAAUGUAGAGUGGAGCCAAUGCCUCAGACCGAAUGGAAUCAUCUGGCCAGAAAUUCUAAGAUCAGAAUUGCCUGCCCUAUCGGGUGUGAGCCCGAUGCCGAUCUUUCUGUAAGCCUCUAAAUGAUGAAUAAUUAAUUUCUCAGGUUAUCCAAAAGAAACCUUACGUCAACUCAAACUGUCAAAAGUAUUAUACCUACGGAAAAUACCGUGACACUAAAGAGAAUGAAUGGUAUCUCUGGAUCACCGACCCUUGCGUGGCCACCCUGACUACUCACUGUCGUUUCAAGGACAUCCCUAUUCAUCCCGAGGCCAACCCUUCAACUGAAGCUCCAUCUUUCCAACGCCGAACUUGA
Messenger RNA from Bursaphelenchus xylophilus (pine wood nematode), 551 nucleotides. NCBI's taxonomy places the organism in Eukaryota, Metazoa, Nematoda, Chromadorea, Rhabditida, Aphelenchoididae. The record is from the annotation of a GenBank genome assembly.